UCUCAACAUGGCAGCAACAUCAGGGAAGAUUGUCCAAAAUGUUUGUGUGUCACAGUCACAUUGCUACUACCAACAGAAUAGGCAGUUCCAUUCACAGAGUCAGAGGGCCUAUUUUGCCCCUUAUAUGCGCAACUCGCUUCCCUCACCACCGGGGAAGUUGGCAUGGAAUUCCAACCCAUCCAUGCAAUUGCGCAAUUUGUCAAAACCCAACAAUGAUUUUAUUAUCCAGAGAAACAUUCACUGCAAUGCUUCUGCAUCUGCAUCUGCAUCUGCUACUGCUGUUCCGUAUCUGGACAAGACUGAUUUUCUAAGGCUUCAAAAUGGCAGUGACAUACGUGGUGUGGCUGUUGAUGGUGUUGAGGGAGAGCCAAUUAGCCUCACUGAACCGGUUGCUGAAGCAAUUGCCGCUGGUUUUGCAGCAUGGUUAUUUGAGAGAAAGAAAGCAGCUGCUUCUCAGAAUUUGAGAGUUUCUAUUGGCCAUGAUUCCCGAAUAUCAGCCAAAUUACUACAGAAUGCAAUUUCUCGUGGUCUUGCUGGUGCUGGCCUAGAAGUUGUCCAAUAUGGAUUAGCAUCAACACCAGCCAUGUUCAAUAGCACACUCACAAAGGAUGAAGCAUUCUUGUGUCCUGUUGAUGGAUCCAUUAUGAUAACAGCGAGUCAUCUGCCCUUCAACCGGAAUGGAUUCAAAUUUUUCACAAAUGCUGGUGGACUUGGAAAGACUGAUAUCAAAGACGUAUUAGAGCGAGCUGCUGAUAUAUACAAUCAAUUUACAGCUGAAAGUUUAGCAAAUUCUGAGAGAAAGGCUUCAUCAUCUAUUAAGCAAGUUGAUUACAUGAAUGUAUAUACAUCUGACCUAGUAAAGGCAGUUCGCAAAGCAGCGGGAAGCAUAGAGAAGCCAUUGGGUGGUUUCCAUAUAGUUGUUGAUGCAGGCAAUGGAGCAGGAGGUUUCUUUGUUAAAAAGGUUCUGGAACCACUUGGAGCAUUUACUACCGGUAGUCAAUUUUUCCCCCCUACAGGCUUAUUUCCAAAUCAUAUCCCCAAUCCAGAGGACAAAACAGCUAUGAGAGCUAUAACCAAGGCAGUCCUUCAAAGCAGAGCUGAUCUUGGAAUUAUCUUUGAUACUGAUGUGGACAGAUCUGCUGCUGUGGAUUUUCAAGGCCGUGAAUUCAAUCGGAAUCGUUUAAUUGCCUUAAUGGCAGCAAUUGUUCUUGAGGAACAUCCGGGUACAACUAUUGUCACGGACAGUGUCACUUCUGAUGGCCUUACCACAUUUAUUGAGAAUAAACUUGGCGGGAAACACCAUCGGUUCAAAAGAGGCUACAAAAAUGUGAUUGAUGAAGCUAUUCGUUUGAACUCUGUUGGUGAGGAGUCACAUCUGGCGAUUGAAACUAGUGGACAUGGAGCUCUCAAGGAGAACCAUUGGCUUGAUGAUGGUGCAUACCUAAUGGUCAAGAUCUUAAACAAACUUGCCUCAGUGAGAGCUUCAGGAAUGGAUGGUGGAAGCAAGGUUUUGACUGACUUAAUAGAAGGACUCCAAGAACCGGCUUUAUCAUUAGAACUGAGAUUAAAGAUAAACCAAAACCACCCAGAUCUUAAAGGAGGAUCCUUCCGGGAAUAUGGGGAAACUGUGCUGAAGCAGUUGGAGAAAUCAAUUGGCUCUGAUCCAAACCUACGAAAGGCUCCUGUAAAUUAUGAAGGGGUUCGAGUUUCUGGCUAUGGUGGGUGGUUUCUUCUUAGACUUUCACUCCAUGAUCCUGUACUUCCCCUUAACAUUGAGGCACCAACUAAGGGUGACGCUGUGAAGCUUGCACUUGCUGUGCUAGCGGCUGUGAAGGACUUUGCAGGUUUAGACAUAUCGGCUUUGGACAAAUAUUUGAGAGAAGCAAGUUAAAUGCUUCAUGGUAGAAUUGAGUUUUGUGCUGGAAAAGCGUUUGCUUUAUAUUUCUUAGCAACUGCAAAUGUGAGUGUGAAUGAACAUAUCAGAGAUGCUCAGUUGUAUGGAUGUGAAGGGUACGUUCAGUGUCCCAGGGUUAGAAAUAUACGACAUAUCUGUGAUAAAAUUUGCAGUGCGAGGUACUAUUUUGAGAGCAGCAUCCUAAAUUCCUAAUUUUGUUGAACUUUGCAUGUGCUAAUAUUAGUUCUGAAUCCAUCUCCAGGUUAUUAUU
This is a messenger RNA of Arachis duranensis, 2165 nucleotides long. RefSeq lists its product as uncharacterized. The transcript is spliced from 18 exons. NCBI's taxonomy places the organism in Eukaryota, Viridiplantae, Streptophyta, Magnoliopsida, Fabales, Fabaceae. Gene Ontology annotation, cellular component: chloroplast stroma. The record is from RefSeq and is a predicted model, not a curated record. Bases 8 to 1891 code for a protein of 627 amino acids. Gene Ontology annotation, biological process: carbohydrate metabolic process. Gene Ontology annotation, molecular function: phosphomannomutase activity.